ACCUUGGUAUCGUGAGAAAGACAAGGAAGGUUCUUGGCGUCAGAAACAACCACAUUAAUAGACAAACACGCUAACGUAUAUGGUGUGUCGUAAUCAGCAAUCUCUCUUGUUGGAAUCCAACACUUACACAACACAAUUUCAAAGCCCAACUUCCACUCCACCGUCCUUUAAUUUCCUUAACAUGCAAUCCUCAGCACACGCCAAUAUUCCUUUGUAUAUAAACAUUGAUCAUCACCAUCAAACACAUACAACAAAACCUUUCCAUCCCAAGUUACACAUUCAUAGCUAAUUAUCUACUGCAGCCCCUCAUCGCUUUGAAGCUUAUUCAACUCCAAGACAAUGCAAGCAAUUUCCCUUAGCUCCCUUGUACUACUACCAGGCCCUCGAUCAGGCAAUUUGUUGCGCCGAAGAACACCCUUUGUCUCUGCAGCAUCGAAAAGAGACGCUUAUGGCCACCACCACAACUAUGGCGGCAAGUUAGUGGAUGAGAACAUGAUCAUUCUUAGGAUGAGAAUCCGUGAGAUUGAGAUGGUGGACAUGAAGACUAAUGCUCCUUCUGAUUGGACUGAAUGGGAGAAGAACUAUCUUGAGCAUUAUGGUUCGGAUGUUUGUGAAGCAGUUGGAAUGUUGCAGAGGUUGUUGAUGAACAUGAGACCUGGUUUAGCUGUGGGCAUGCUGGCUCUGGUUAUGAUGAGCAUGACCAUGUCAAUGUCGAUGCUUGUGUUUCAUCUGGUGGAGUUGGCUAAGGGAAUUACAUCAUCAUAUAAUUUCUGAAGGCCAAAUUUGAAAAAUUAGAUUUUAGUACACAUUUUGUCUGGUGCUAUGAAUUACCCUGUUAAAAAGUUUCAUUUACAAGUUGAGCGUAAAUAUAACAAAAAGCUCAUCAUCUUAUGUAGUAAUUUUUUCCUUAUUAAAUAACAUUAUAUGGAAUUGAAAGUAAUGUCAUUUUCCCAAAA
This is a messenger RNA of Lotus japonicus, 956 nucleotides long. RefSeq lists its product as uncharacterized. NCBI's taxonomy places the organism in Eukaryota, Viridiplantae, Streptophyta, Magnoliopsida, Fabales, Fabaceae. The coding region runs from base 340 to 774 and encodes 144 amino acids. The transcript has a single exon. The record is from RefSeq and is a predicted model, not a curated record.